GACCUGGUUGCCCUCUACGGUCCAGGGAAGCGGCAGACAGUGGCGAGAUGGAUCAACAUGGCGAAGGCCCCGUUCUCGAGCGACGAUGCCAUCAUGGGUUUCCUGCGCGAGAAGCCCUAUUGGCCUCAUGGGUAUGUGUGCGGAAACCCUCACUUCGACGGGUCCGACGCCUCUGCCCGGCUCAAUGGGGACUACAUGAUGGCGGCGCUGAAGCUGCUGGAGGAGGCCCUGGCCAAGUCCAAGGCGGUGAACGUCAGCAGCUUCAUCGGGGAGUAUUGCAAGCCGAUGCUCAUCGCGCAGCUUUGGGAGAAGGGGACCUUGGCCAAGUUCGGCAACAAUGUGGGGAAGCUUCCCAUCUUCGCCAGGGUGAUGCGUCACUUGAAAACUGAAGGUGGGAGGCAGGAGAUCUUGGCAUGCGCCAAGAGUGCCACGCCGCUGCAUGGGAAGAAUGGCGCGGAGGGAGUCAAGGAAUGCUCGCAGCUUGUGGCGGAGCUGCAGAAGUUGAGGGACGCCGCAACAGCGGCAGCAACGACUGCAUCAGGGACCCCUGCCACGGCCGCGUCGCACACGCCCAUGAGCGGUACCACUGGGGGGGAGGCAGACACGACUGCAGAUGCUGACAUGGGCAUGCUGGUUAUGGAGGACGCAGAUGACGCUGCGAAGGACCCCAUUGCACAGCGGGCCAGUCAGUUGGCCCUGGCCGAGCUGGGAGGCAUUGACAUUGUGCACAAUGACUUCGACGCCUUCCUGGUGCAGCUGCAGGAGACCAUUGGGACGAACGAGAAGUUGAUCUUCGUGCUCGAUGCGGUAACCAGCAAGGCGACAAUCCUGCUGGCCGGCCUGAAGAGGCUGAAGCAGGCAGUGAAUCAGCUGCCCGGGGGAGCAUCCGAACGGUGGGUUGCUGUCAUUCCCGUGGGAAGAAGAUUCGACGUCCUGAGCUGCCUGCACGAGGCGUUGAUCACGGAGUUCAAAGAGAACGGCACGUUCUGUGUACAGUGCACAGGGGGCGAUGUCCAGUCAUCGCGACAGCUCCCCACGUUCGUGCUUGUGAGUCAGGCCAAGCUCUGCAAGGGGGAGAAGGUGCCGUGCAGCUAUAGCAUGAACUCUGUUCGUGCCAAGGCAUGGGAAGGCCUGAGGCAGCGGUGCCUGGAUGAACACUGUCCGUUGCGGGACUCAGGGAAGCCUCUGGAGCUGGACGUUGCGUUGGAUGAACAGGAACAGGGAGGUGACUGCAUCGACAUCCAAGAGGACGACGAGGAGCCCGACGCAGGAACAACGCCAUCCAAAGGGACGCAGCCGCAGGAUCCAGACAGCGUGCCUGAUGCCUUGAAGAAGGAGCUCUACCCCUUCACUCGUCCUGUGGAGCAAGGCCUUGGGCUUGAAAUGCUUGAAGCGGAGCAGCGGCAUCUUGCGUGGAACCCUAAACAUAACUACUGUCUGCAGCCCCAAUUAUUUUUGCUUUACCUGCUGCAGAGGCAAAAGGCUGCUGACUGGCAUUUGCCAUGCUGCCACAGCGAGCCGCGUCAUCAUUCUCACCCGCACUGCUCACCCAGGGCUACUCGUGGCGGGGAGAAUGCUACGUUUGCGGGUGCACGCUUUCUUCGAUUCCACCAAGAUUCAUAG
Symbiodinium necroappetens is the source of this 1623-nucleotide messenger RNA. Lineage: Eukaryota; Dinophyceae; Suessiales; Symbiodiniaceae. The record is from the annotation of a GenBank genome assembly.